ACUGGGUUUAUACAGGGACGAACACACAUCAAAAUUAAAACUUUGAAAACUGGAUUAUUUUUUCCAUUGCCCGAUCGUGUUGAUUUAUCUGUGUUGGGUGGAAAACGACAUCUUGGCAACAUAACCAAUUUUGAGUUUGUGUAUCAGUCUAAGCAGUCUGUGUAGAAUGGCUGAAUUUGGUUUCAAUGAGCACCACCAGAACGAGGUGAUCAACUACAUGCGCUUUGCCCGCUCAAAGAGAGUCCUAAGGCUGAAGACCAUUGACUCCUGCUUCCAGGACCUUAAAGACAGCAGGCUGGUGGAGGAGACCUUCACCGUGGAUGAGGUGACGGAGAUGCUGGACGGGCUGCGGGUGGUGGUUCACGGGGAGGUGGAGACGGAGCUCAUCAACACGGCCCACACCAACGUGCUACUCCUGCGUCAGCUCUUCUCUCAGGCCGAGAAGUUCUACCUCAAGCUGCAGACGGACAUCUCGGAGCUGGAGAACAGGGAGCUUUUGGAGCAAGUUGCUGAGUUUGAAAAAGCUGAGUUCAAAACCACGGGGAAGAAGGCAGUCCAGGAGUCCAACAAGCCUAAGUUAGCCCCCCUGAAUGAAGGAGGGGUGUCUGAGCUGCUCAACAAGGAGAUUGCCAGACUGCAAGAGGAAAACGACAGACUUAAAGCCAGACUCCGGACAUUAGAAUCACAGGCUACAAGUGCAUUAGAUGAGAAAUCCAAGGUGGAGAAGGCUUUGAAGGACUUACAGAAGAUUCAAGGAGACCAGCAGCUGGUCCUGCCCUCCCAGGAGAUCAGUAGCCUGGAGGACACAGUGGCAGCGCUGAAGGCUGACUUUCAGAAGUCCCUGAGCGCCAGCACAGCAUCCCAGAAGGACCUGCAGGAGAACCUAGUCACUGCCAAGCAUGACCUGCUGCGGGUGCAGGAGCAACUAUCACUGGCUGAGAAGGAACUGGAGAAGAAGUUUCAGCAAACUGCCGCCUACCGAAACAUGAAGGAGAUCCUCACCAAAAAGAACGAGCAGAUUAAGGAGAUCAGAAAGCGCUUGCAGAAGUAUGAAUCAGAUGAAUAAACCAGUUGGAUGAAUUGCCUGUUGUGUGUUGUGCACAGAUCAGGCAAAUGGCUAACACUGCCACAGAGAGAGCAAUGGGAAGGGCUUUGCUUUGGACACACUACUUUCUGCUCUUGCAGUGGACUCUGCUUUGGAUAAAGGCAAGUGCUUUGGAAAUGGGAACUUGACAGUGUAGUGCAACCCCAGCAGUUCACAGGCAGUUGAGCUGUGGCAGGACACCCCAUAUCAGUUCAUAUCUAACAGGCUUUAUAGUUAUUAGCCCUGGGUGUAGGUAGCAAGCUACGACCACAGAGAUGAAGAGAUUGUUCCUCAC
Messenger RNA from Megalops cyprinoides (Indo-Pacific tarpon), 1379 nucleotides. Its product is annotated as leucine zipper transcription factor-like protein 1. The transcript is spliced from 10 exons. Bases 167 to 1066 code for a protein of 299 amino acids. The record is from RefSeq and is a predicted model, not a curated record. Gene Ontology annotation, biological process: negative regulation of protein localization to cilium. Gene Ontology annotation, cellular component: cytoplasm. Lineage: Eukaryota; Metazoa; Chordata; Actinopteri; Elopiformes; Megalopidae.